Propithecus coquereli (Coquerel's sifaka) is the source of this 9007-nucleotide messenger RNA. RefSeq names its product serine/arginine repetitive matrix 2 (gene SRRM2). Gene Ontology annotation, molecular function: mRNA binding; protein binding. NCBI's taxonomy places the organism in Eukaryota, Metazoa, Chordata, Mammalia, Primates, Indriidae. The record is from RefSeq and is a predicted model, not a curated record. Bases 230 to 8473 code for a protein of 2747 amino acids. The transcript has 15 exons.
CAGGUUGGGUGCGAGUGGCGCAGUCGGAACCCGCUGCGGCCCUUGAGGAAGCGAGGAGGCGUCGGCGUCGGCUGAGGCGGGCGGACCGGCAAGGCGAGGCGGCGGCUUCAGGCCCCGAGGGCCUCGGGAGCUCGAGCAGCGCCAGCGGCAAGACCUCUCCCCCUCGGCAGCGGCGGGCAGAGGCGGCGGCGGCGGGAGCGGUGGUGCCCCCUCCCCCGGGCACGGGGCCAUGUACAACGGGAUCGGGCUGCCGACGCCCCGGGGCAGCGGCACCAACGGCUACGUCCAGCGCAACCUGUCCCUGGUGCGGGGCCGCCGGGGUGAGCGGCCUGACUACAAGGGAGAGGAGGAACUGCGGCGCCUGGAGGCUGCCCUGGUGAAGCGGCCUAAUCCUGACAUCCUGGACCACGAGCGCAAGCGGCGCGUGGAGCUGCGAUGCCUCGAGCUGGAGGAGAUGAUGGAAGAGCAGGGGUACGAAGAACAGCAAAUUCAGGAAAAAGUGGCGACCUUUCGACUCAUGUUGCUGGAGAAGGAUGUGAACCCUGGGGGCAAGGAGGACACCCCAGGGCAGAGGCCAGCGGUAACUGAGACUCACCAGUUGGCAGAAUUGAAUGAGAAGAAGAAUGAGCGACUCCGUGCUGCCUUUGGCAUCAGUGACUCUUAUGUGGAUGGCAGUUCUUUCGACCCUCAGCGUCGUGCUCGAGAAGCUAAACAGCCAGCUCCUGAGCCUCCCAAACCUUACAGCCUUGUUCGGGAGUCCAGCAGUUCUCGCUCACCAACCCCAAAGCAAAAGAAGAAGAAAAAGAAGAAAGAUAGAGGACGCAGGUCAGAGAGCAGCUCUCCUCGACGGGAGAGAAAGAAGAGCUCAAAGAAGAAGAAGCACAGGUCAGAGUCCGAGUCCAAGAAACGUAAGCAUAGGUCUCCCACUCCAAAGAGCAAACGUAAAUCUAAGGACAAGAAGCGAAAACGGUCUCGAAGUACAACACCAGCCCCGAAGAGCCGCCGGGCCCACCGUUCAACUUCUGCUGACUCUGCUUCCUCCUCUGAUACUUCCCGCAGUCGAUCUCGAAGUGCUGCAGCUAAAACCCAUACAACUGCCUUGACUGGGCGAAGUCCUUCCCCUGCUUCAGGGCGUCGAGGGGAGGGAGAUGCGCCUUCCGGUGAACCAGGUACUAUCAACACACAAGAACCCAGCAGCCCAGAGCCCUCUACAAAGCAGCCUAGCAGCCCUUAUGAAGACAAAGACAAGAAGGAGAAAUCUGCAGCUCGACCUAGUCCCUCUCCGGAAAGGAGCAGCACUGCCCCAGAACCACCUGCUCCCACUCCGCUCCUUGCUGAGCAACAUGGCGGCUCCCCACAACCCCUUGCAACAACCCCCUUAAGUCAGGAGCCAGUGAACCCUCCAUCUGAGGCCUCCCCAACCCGGGGCCGUUCACCACCUAAGUCUCCUGAGAAACCUCCCCAGUCUUCUUCCUCAGAGAGCAGCCCACCAUCCCCUCAACCUACCAAAGUUUCUCGGCAUGCCAGCUCUUCCCCUGAAAGUCCUAAACCAGCUCCAGCUCCUGGGGCCCGCCGAGAGAGUUCUUCUCCCACAUCCAAGAAUCGAUCCCAUGGCCGAGCAAAACGGGAUAAAUCUCAUUCUCAUACCCCUUCCCGUAGGGUGGGGAGGUCCCGUAGCCCUGCAGCUACUAAGAGGGGGCGAUCUCGGUCUCGAACCCCUACCAAGAGAGGUCAUUCCCGGUCCCGGUCCCCUCAGUGGCGUAGGUCCAGGUCUGCACAGAGGUGGGGAAGAUCUAGAAGCCCACAGCGACAUGGCCGCUCUAGGUCUCCUCAGCGACCAGGCUGGUCCAGGAGCAGAAAUACCCAGAGAAGAGGCAGGUCUCGAUCAGCAAGGCGAGGUAGAUCACACUCUAGAUCCCCAGCCACCAGGGGCAGGUCUCGUUCUAGAACACCAGCUCGGCGGGGCAGGUCUCGUUCUAGAACACCUGCCAGGCGGAGAUCACGCUCUAGAACACCCACCAGGCGCAGGUCUCGGUCUAGAACACCGCCCCGAAGGGCCAGAUCUAGGUCUAGAACACCUGCUAGGCGCAGAUCCAGGACCCGAUCACCAGUCCGACGAAGGUCUCGCAGUAGAUCUCCAGCCAGGAGAAGUGCCCGGUCACGUUCUAGAACCCCAGCCAGGAGAAGUGCGCGGUCACGCUCUAGAACCCCAGCCAGGAGAAGUGCGCGGUCGCGCUCUAGAACCCCAGCCAGGAGAAGUGCACGGUCACGUUCCAGAACACCAGCCCGGAGAGGGAGAUCUCGGUCUAGGACACCAAGACGAGGAAGAUCCCGCAGUAGAAGUCUAGUUAGACGAGGAAGAUCUCACUCUAGAACGCCACAAAGAAGAGGCAGGUCUGGCUCAUCAUCCGAGCGAAAAAACAAAUCCAGAACAUCUCAGAGGAGUAGGUCCAACUCGAGCCCAGAAAUGAAAAAAUCUCGUGUUUCUUCAAGGCGGAGCAGGUCUGUCUCUUCACCACGAUCCAAAGUAAAGUCACGCUUGUCUUUGAGGCGAAGCCUUUCAGGGUCCUCUCCAUGCCCUAAACAAAAGUCACAGACACCACCCAGGCGCAGUCGCUCUGGAUCAUCCCAACAUAAAGCUAAAUCUAGAACACCACCCAGACGUAGUCGGUCUGGUUCUUCGCCACCACCUAAACAGAAAUCUAAAACGCCAUCAAGACAAAGUCAUUCCAGUUCAUCUCCUCCCCCUAAAGCGAAAUCUGGAACACCUCCAAGACAAGGGUCUGUAGGAAGUCCUCAGGCCAAUGAACAAUCUGCAACACCACAAAGACGGAGCCAUUCUGAGUCAUCACCUGACCCUGAGUUAAAAUCUAGGACCCCUUCAAGACAUAGCUGCUCUGGGUCCUCUCCUCCUAGAGUGAAAUCUAGUACACCUCCAAGACAGAGCCCAUCUAGGUCAUCAUCUCCACAACCCAAAGUGAAGGCCGUAACAUCCCCAAGACAAAGAAGCCAUUCUGGCUCCUCUUCUCCAAGUCCUAGUAGGGUGACAUCUAGAACACCUCCAAGGCAAAGCAGAUCAGCGUCUCCCCGCUCCAAUGUGGAAUCCAGAUUAUUGCCAAGGCACAGCCAUUCUAGGUCCUCCUCACCAGAUACCAAAGUGAAACCUGAAACACCACCGAGACGAAGUCACUCAGGGUCUACUUCGCCGUACCCCAAAGUAAAGCCCCAAACUCCACCGGGGCUAAGUCUUUUUGGAUCAAAGUCUCCUCGUCACCAAGAGAAGUCUAAAGACUCACCAGCACAAAGUUCCCCUGGAUCUUUCUCUCUCUGUCCAGGAGUAAAAUCUAGUACACCACCAGGAGAUAGCUAUUUUGGCUCUUCAUGUCUGCAACAGAGAGGACAAUCUCAAAUCUCACCAGACCUCAGAUCUGAUACUUCAAGUCCGGAAGUGAGACAGAGUCACUCAGAAUCUCCAUCUGUGCAGAGCAAAUCUCAAACCCCUCCUAAGGGUGAUCAGUCCAGGUCCUCAUCUCCAAUCACUGAGCUGGCACCCAAAUCUCCAACAAGGCAAGAGAGAAGGGAAUUAUCAGGAAGUCCUAGGCUGAAAUCUGGAAUGUCUCCUGAGCAGAGCAGGUCCCAGUCUGACUCUUCAUAUGCUGCAGUAGACUCUGAAUCUCUUCUGGGGCAGUGUAGAUCAGAGCCUUCUGAAUCAAAAGAGAAGAUGGGCUUAUUCCUUCAGGAGGAUGUUACUACAUCAUCUCCUAGACCAAGAGACAAAUUUAGUCCUUUGGUACAGAUUAGGCCCGAGUCUUCACCAGUACUCAAAGACAUACCUAGAACCCCAUUGAGGGAAAGAAGUGGUGCUGGGUCAUCUCCAGAUACAAGAGACCAAAAGAGCACAUUAGCUAAGUCAAGCCAAGAUGAAGAGUUAAUGGAGGUGGUAGAGAAAUCUGAAGAACUCUCACGCCAUGUCCUGCCCCAUUUCUCUCCAGAACGUAAAGAAAUGGCUGGAAAUAACUUUGAAUCAUCUCCCGAAAUAGAAGAAAGGCCUUCUGUAUCUUUGACUCUUGACCAAAGCCAGUCACAGGCUGCUUUGGAAGCAGUAGAAGUUGCUGCAGUGGCCUCAUCUUGGGGUGGGCCACAUUUUUCUCCAGAACAUAAAGAACUGUCUAACUCCCCCCCCAGGGAGAAUAGCUUUGGAUCACCUUUAGAAUUUAGAAACUCAGGCCCUAUUGGUACAGAAAUGAAUACUGGAUUUUCUUCUGAGGUUAAAGAAGAUUUGAAUGGACCUUUUCUUAAUCAGCUGGAGACAGAUCCAUCUCUAGAUGUGAGAGAACAAUCAACAAGAUCCUCUGGACACAGCAGUUCUGAAUUAUCCCCAGAUGCAGUGGAAAAGGCUGGAAUGUCUUCAAAUCAGAGUGUUGCUUCGCCCGUACUUGAUGCUUUACCCAGAACACCCUCGAGAGAAAGGAGUAGUUCUGCAUCUUCUCCUGAACUGAAAGAUGGCUUACCCAGAACUCCAUCGAGGAGAAGCAGGUCUGGGUCUUCUCCAGGACUUAGAGAUGGGUCUGGGACUCCCUCAAGGCACAGCCUGUCUGGGUCCUCUCCUGGAAUGAAAGAUGUACCUAGAACACCAUCCAGGGGGAGAAGUGAAUGUGAUUCUUCUCCGGAACCGAAAGCUUUGCCUCAGACUCCUAGGCCAAGAAGUCAUUCUCCAUCAUCCCCAGAACUCAACAACAAGUGUCUUACCCCACAGAGAGAGAGAAGUGGGUCAGAAUCAUCAGUUGAACAGAAAACUGUGGCUAGGACUCCACUGGGGCAGAGAAGUAGGUCCGGAUCUUCUCAAGAACUUGAUGGGAAACCCCGUGCAUCCCCUCAGGAAAGAAGUGAGUCAGACUCUUCUCCAGAUUCUAAAACCAAGGCACGAACCCCACUUAGGCAGAGGAGUCGCUCUGGAUCAUCUCCAGAGGUUGAUAGCAAAUCCCGACCUUCUCCUCGACUCAGUAGGUCUGGCUCCUCCCCUGAAGUGAAAGAUAAGCCAAGAGUGGCACCCAGGGCACAGAGCGGUUCUGAUUCCUCUCCGGAACCCAAAGCUCCUACCCCUAGGGCCCUUCCCAGACGAAGCAGAUCAGGUUCAUCAAGCAAAGGCAGAGGCCCUUCUCCUGAAGGAAGCAGCAGUACCGAGUCCUCUCCAGAACACCUACCCAAAUCCAAAAUGGUUCGAAGAGGCUCCAGGUCAUCACCAGAGCCUAAGACCAAAUCUCGCACGCCACCUCGGCGUCGCAGUUCUCGAUCAUCUCCUGAACUAACAAGGAAGGCCAGACUUUCCCGUAGAAGCCGCUCUGCCUCUUCCUCACCAGAAACCCGCUCAAGAACUCCCCCAAGACGUCGAAGAAGUCCCUCAGUGUCUUCCCCAGAGCCAGCUGAAAAGUCGAGAUCUUCACGCCGACGGCGCUCAGCUUCAUCUCCACGCACUAAGACAACUUCCAGGAGAGGCCGGUCUCCUUCACCAAAGCCUCGUGGACUCCAGAGGUCUCGUUCCCGCUCAAGGAGGGAGAAAACCAGAACAACCCGCCGUCGAGAUAGGUCUGGAUCUUCUCAGUCAACGUCUCGGAGAAGACAGCGGAGCCGGUCAAGGUCUCGGGUUACUCGUCGAAGGAGGGGAGGCUCUGGUUAUCACUCAAGAUCACCUGUCAGGCAGGAGAGUUCCCGAACCUCCUCUCGACGCCGAAGAGGCCGUUCUCGGACACCUCCAACCAGUCGGAAACGUUCUCGCUCACGCACGUCACCAGCCCCAUGGAAACGCUCUAGAUCUCGAGCCUCUCCAGCCACUCACCGGCGAUCCAGGUCCAGAACACCUCUGAUAAGCCGACGUAGGUCCAGGUCUCGAACCUCACCAGUCAGUCGGAGGCGGUCACGGUCCAGAACAUCAGUGACUCGGCGAAGAUCUCGGUCAAGAGCAUCCCCAGUGAGUCGAAGGCGAUCGAGGUCCAGAACACCACCAGUAACACGCCGUCGUUCAAGGUCCAGAACACCAACAACACGCCGGCGCUCACGUUCUAGAACUCCACCAGUGACUCGCAGAAGGUCCAGAUCUAGGACUCCGCCUGUAACCAGGAGACGAUCUCGAAGCAGAACUUCACCUAUCACUCGUAGAAGAUCAAGAUCCAGAACAUCUCCGGUCACCCGAAGGAGAUCUCGAUCUCGCACUUCUCCAGUAACUCGAAGAAGGUCCCGCUCUCGAACCUCUCCAGUGACACGCCGCCGCUCUAGGUCCCGAACACCUCCAGCUAUUCGGCGCCGCUCUAGGUCUCGAACACCACUGUUGCCACGCAAACGUUCUCGAAGUCGCUCACCACUUGCUAUCCGCCGCCGUUCUAGAUCCCGUACUCCACGAACAACUCGGGGCAAACGGUCCUUAACAAGAUCUCCUCCAGCCAUCCGCAGGCGUUCUGCAUCUGGAAGUAGUUCUGAUCGUUCACGUUCUGCUACUCCUCCAGCAACAAGGAACCAUUCUGGUUCUCGGACACCUCCAGUAGCACUUAAUAGCUCCAGAGUGAGCUGCUUCAGUCGUCCUAGCAUGUCACCAACUCCUCUUGACCGCUGCAGAUCACCUGGAAUGCUUGAACCCCUUGGCAGCUCUAGAACACCCAUGUCUGUCCUGCAGCAAGCUGGUGGCUCCAUGAUGGAUGGUCCAGGUCCUCGAAUACCUGAUCACCAGAGAACAUCUGUCCCAGAAAAUCAUGCUCAAUCUAGAAUUGCUCUUGCCCUGACGGCUAUCAGUCUUGGCACUGCUCGGCCUCCUCCGUCCAUGUCCGCUGCUGGCCUUGCUGCAAGAAUGUCCCAGGUUCCAGCUCCGGUGCCUCUCAUGAGUCUCAGAACGGCCCCAGCUGCCAACCUUGCCAGCAGGAUUCCUGCAGCUUCUGCAGCAGCCAUGAACCUGGCCAGUGCCAGAACACCUGCCAUCCCGACAGCAGUGAACCUGGCUGACUCGCGAACGCCAGCCGCAGCAGCAGCCAUGAACUUGGCCAGCCCCAGAACAGCGGUGGCACCUUCAGCUGUGAACCUUGCUGACCCUCGUACCCCCACAGCCCCAGCUGUGAACCUGGCAGGAGCCAGAACCCCAGCUGCCUUGGCAGCUUUGAGUCUCACAGGCUCUGGCACUCCCCCAACUGCUGCAAAUUAUCCUUCCAGUUCCAGAACACCCCAGGCUCCAGCCUCUGCAAACCUGGUGGGUCCUCGGUCUGCACAUGCCACAGCUCCUGUCAAUAUUGCCAGCUCCAGAACCCCCACAGCCUUGGCUCCUGCAAGCCUCACCAGUGCUAGGAUGGCUCCGGCAUUGUCUGGUGCAAACCUCACCAGCCCCAGGGUGCCCCUCUCUGCCUACGAGCGUGUCAGUGGCAGAACCUCACCACCGCUCCUUGACCGAGCCAGAUCCAGAACGCCACCAUCUGCCCCAAGCCAGUCUAGGAUGACCUCUGAGCGAGCUCCCUCCCCUCCUUCAAGAAUGGGCCAGGCUCCCUCACAGUCUCUUCUCCCUCCAGCACAGGAGCGGCCUAGGUCGCCUGUGCCAUCUGCUUUUUCAGACCAAUCCCGUUCUUUGAUUGCCCAGACCACCCCCAUAGCAGGGUCUCAGUCCCUUUCUUCUGGGGCAGUGGCAAAGACCACAUCGCCUGCUGGUGGCCACAAUGGCAUGCUCUCUGUCGCUGCCCCUGGGGUGUCCCAUUCUGAGGGGGGGGAACCACCUGCCUCUACUGGGGCCCAGCAGCCUUCCGCAUUGGCCGCCCUGCAGCCAGCAAAGGAGCGGCGGAGUUCCUCCUCCUCCUCCUCGUCCUCUAGCUCCUCCUCUUCAUCAUCAUCGUCAUCGUCCUCCUCCUCCUCCUCUGGCUCCAGUUCUAGUGACUCGGAGGGCUCUAGCCUUCCAGCUCAACCUGAUGUGGCACUGAAGAGGGUCCCCAGCCCUACCCCAGCCCCAAAGGAGGCUGUGCGAGAGGGACGUCCUCCGGAGCCAACCCCAGCCAAACGGAAGAGGCGCUCUAGCAGUUCCAGUUCCAGCUCCUCCUCUUCCUCUUCCUCUUCUUCCUCUUCCUCUUCUUCCUCGUCCUCUUCUUCUUCCUCCUCCUCCUCCUCCUCCUCUUCCUCCUCCUCCUCCUCUUCCUCCCCUUCCCCUGCUAAGCCUGGUCCUCAGGCCUUGCCCAAACCUGCAAGCCCCAAGAAGCCACCCCCUGGCGAGCGGAGGUCUCGCAGCCCCCGGAAGCCAAUAGACUCCCUUCGGGACUCCCGGUCCCUUAGCUACUCGCCUGUGGAGCGUCGCCGUCCCUCGCCUCAGCCUUCGCCACAGGACCAGCUGAGCAGCAGUGAGCGAGGUUCCCGGAGAGGCCAGCGAGGGGACAGCCGCUCCCCAGGCCACAAGCGCAGGAGGGAGACACCUAGCCCUCAGCCCAUGCGACACCGCUCCUCCAGGUCUCCAUAAAUCAUCUUUGGGGGAUACCACCACACCCCAUGCUCUGGAGCCACAGGGAGUGUCCUCUUCCCCAGCAGAGCAGUGGGAGGGGUCCUUGUCUGACUCCCCCCUUGAACCUUGGCAGCCCUUGGAGGGAGGGUUCCCUUCUUUCCCCUCUCCCUUUUCUUUCUUUGUUCCUGUGAAAUGUUAAUCUCCGUGAGUUUUUCCUGGUUCACGUGUUUUGGGGUGGGAGGGAAUGCAGAUGGGAGUUGGGGGAGGGGAGGAUACAGUUCAGGAUACCCCAGCUUGCAGUCAGAAAGGGCCUGGGAGGCAUGGCCCCCUGGUAGCCCCAAGAUCCUGGGGGGCGAUGGUCUGGGACUUGGGAAGUUAUAUGAGGUAUUCUUAGAAGGGACAGGAGUUGAUUAGUUGGUCCCUACUGUCCCCCAUGAGGUGUGGCCCCUUCCCCCCAACUUUUCUUCACGUUUCUUAAAGGCAUUUUGGUUUUUUAAAAUCUGUACAGCAAGAGCAACUUUUUCUGUCAAAUAAAAAUGAGAAAUGCAGGAA